Molecule: messenger RNA, 2491 nt
Organism: Thamnophis sirtalis
Lineage: Eukaryota; Metazoa; Chordata; Lepidosauria; Squamata; Natricidae
Source: RefSeq, a predicted model, not a curated record
CAGCUGCCCAGAACCGACCACAGCCGCCGGUUCCUCCGGCUACCUUGCAGAAACCCACAGUCUCAAGAAAGAGGAAUAAAAAGAAAAAAGCCGCCCCAAAGACUGUUGAGCCCCUGACCGUGAAACAGAAACCGGGCACUGUGGAGGACGACAGAAAGUCACUUGCGAAUUCGGGCAGGUUGAGCGUGGAAGGAGCCGAAUCCGCCUUGAAAACGGAGCCGCCGGUUUCAGGAUUCGGCAUCGUGCUCGAAUCUUCGUCUUCGGAUCCAGAAGUUCAGCUUGCUGAAGGUUUUGACGUUUUUAUGCCUAAAUCACAACUGGACUCUAUCUUAGCAAAUUACACUCGCUCAGGAAGUCUCCUCUUUCGAAAACUGGUGUGCGCGUUUUUUGACGACAAGACGUUGGCCAACUCUCUGCCGAACGGCAAAAGGAAAAGGGGCCUCAAUGACAACCGGAAAGGAUUAGACCAAAAUAUUGUGGGUGCAAUAAAAGUGUUCACAGAAAAAUACUGUACUGUAAACCACGUGGAUAAACUCCCUGGCCCCAGGGACUGGGUCCAGAUUCUGCAGGAUCAGAUCAAGCUGGCCAGAAGGCGGUUGAAAAGAGGAUCGGAAACGGCUGAUGGUGAUGAGAAAGUGGACAUUUCUCUGCUAGAGGCAGGUACCCUCCUUGAAGCCACACCUUCUGCGCCAGUGUUUCAUUAGCAUAUUCAAACCUUGGUUUGAGAUGAUGCCAGCAACCUUUCUAGAUUACUUCACUAUCCGUGCUCUCCUGUUUCACGAUCUCCGAUCAAUUUUUUUUUCAUGCUUUUCUAAUGUGGAUAAUAAUUAAGCGACAAAUCACUUUUCCUUUGGAUUUAAUCAAGAUAACUAGAUUUGUUCGUAGAGAGGCUCUAGUGCAAUUAGUCUGGUAACCAAUGUGAUAGGAUGAAUUUUGAUUUUAUGAUGGCAUUUUCCCAUAUAAAUACAUGUGUGGUGGUGAUUCUAGAAAAAAAAGAGAAAUUAAAGUCUCCUCUUAAUCUUACAAAGAGCUCCUAACACCUCCAUUUCGUAUAGUUUUUGUCAUAGGAUCAAAAAUAAAACUUCUAAGACAUUUAAGGAGUCUUAAUUUAAUGAGUUUCUGAGUUGAGUCUUUCCUUCCAUCCCCACAAAGCAAAUUUCUACUUGACUAAAAUUAUUAUUUUUUUCAGAAGCAGAAUUGCUCUCAUUAUAUUUGACCAUAAGAUAUUAAUUAAUAUUUCUUGCGAUGUCACAUUUAAUCCUGAUCAAAUACUCCUUGGAUGCGUACAGGAGUAACAAUUAAUGUAUUUUAUUCCCUCAUUGAUGAACUAAGAACCAUCAACUCUGUGUGCUUAGAUUCCAUUCUCCUUUGUUUUGCUACUUUAUGGGGAUUAGGAAUUGUGAGAACCUUUUGGAAGAUACAACUUUGAGAAGAUUCCUUACACAUUUCCUCUCCUUUUUCCAUCCCUUCAGAGCUGAAAAGAUAUUUGGGGGUUUGUGCUAAUAUUUCUCUUUUCAAACAAAAGCAGGAGUAUGGCUAGCAACUCUCCACUAAUCUUCAAUACACUCCGAUAUCUCAUAAACACCAUCUGAAUUUAUUUGCAUUUUUGUUACUCCCGGUGUCUCCUACGUUCUACAUGAGAAGGUCUCCUCAUAUCUUAGAUCAGAGUGUCCAACCUUGGCCACUUUUAAGACCUGUGGACUUCAAUUCCCAGAAUUCCCCAGCCAGCCUUGCAAGGCUAGCUGGAGAAUUCUGGGAGUUGAAGUCCACAGGUCUUAAAACAGCCAAGGUUAGACACCCAUUUUACAUGAAGGGUUAAUGCCACAUACAUGACAAAUUCAUUGAUACUGUCAUAAACAUCUCUAGCAGAGUCUAACGGUGUGUUUAGGAAUCCUCUUCUUCAGCUUGCUAAAAAUAAUCAUUUCUGCAGUUCAAUAAUGUUUUUAAAUAAAUUUUUAAACUGAAUGCAGUACAAACAACUUACCACUGAAACAUGGCUGUCUUUCCUUGAUGCCUUGACCAACCUGGGCUAGUGCUGUGGUCUGUAAGGAUCCCACAUCCUCUUUUUGAGGCCGAGGGGAUUUUCUUCCACAAAUGAAAUUUCUUGGUCUUUUCCAUAAAUCUACAAACAAAUCAUACGUAUUGUAACCAUUAACCCACAAUCAGCAGUCUUACGAAUCUUUAAAAACAAUUGUACUUGUGUUGGCUUUAACUGUGACUACUAUUAAAACCUUUUUCCAGGCGUCUUUUUUAAUAGGUUUUAUUAGAAAAAAUAUCAUCCCAUAUUUAGGUAAAAGUCUCAAUCUUAUGUAUAUAUGUUUUAUUAAUAUGUACAUAUUUAGCUAUUUUUUAAAUUACUAUGUUCUUAAUAAAACCAACAAGGGACUAGUUGUGAAAUGGUGCAUUAAGAUUGUGUCGUGUUAUCAAUCUCUGGGAAUCUUUGUCAAGUUCAACAAAAUAAUAAUAAUAAUAAUAAAUUACUUUAAUUUAA